Messenger RNA from Drosophila ficusphila, 1772 nucleotides. RefSeq names its product E3 ubiquitin-protein ligase RMND5A (gene Sou). Gene Ontology annotation, cellular component: nucleus; cytoplasm; GID complex. The record is from RefSeq and is a predicted model, not a curated record. Gene Ontology annotation, biological process: proteasome-mediated ubiquitin-dependent protein catabolic process. The transcript has a single exon. The coding region runs from base 223 to 1521 and encodes 432 amino acids. Gene Ontology annotation, molecular function: ubiquitin protein ligase activity; protein binding. NCBI's taxonomy places the organism in Eukaryota, Metazoa, Arthropoda, Insecta, Diptera, Drosophilidae.
CGAAGUAGGGUCACACUUGAGCCCAAUCUACUGUUUUCAUCUCCUUUGUGAAAAGUUAAGAUUUUUAAAAACGCACUUACCGCUGGGCCUUCGAAUACCACCGUGACUUUGAAUAUUCCUAGUCGAACGGAGACUUCGAGUUGAAUAAGUAUAAAAUCGAGAGUUACUGCGUGCCUGGCCUGGCUGGUUUCGAGGUUUUCUCCCACGAAACUGGAGCUAACAAUGGACAACGAGUCGUGGGCCUGUUCGUCGGUGGAGAAGGACCUGACCCGAGUCGUCAGUAAGCUGGAGCAGCUGCACGAGAAUGCGUCGGCCGACAUUGGGGACAUAGCAACACAGAUGUCCGAGCUGGUCGAGGUCCUCAGCAGAGCGGAGCAACUGGUGACCACAUUGAACUCGAGCACUCAGGUUUCCCAGGAUGAUCCCAUGGGCGAUGGGGUGAGCAUGCAGGUGGAGACAGAGCCAACGGCCCCACAGCGGCUGAACGAGCGACAGGUGGAAAGCAUCCGGAAGGCCAUCAGCAGGUGUAACGAACGGGUGCAAAAGCUCUCCACAGAGCAUCGUGAUCUGCACGGAUCCAUCUCAAAAAUAGGCAAGGCCAUUGACCGCAACUUCAGCGCCGAUUUCACAUCCACCAUGCGCGUGGAUGUUCUGCAGGACGAGGAGAACCUAAUGCUGCUCAACAAAGCUAUUGCUAAGCACUACUGCCGCCAAGGAAUGGAUGAUGUAGCCCGCACUUUGAUCCGCGAGUGCAAGAUGCCGGCGGAGCAUGCCCAGGAUGUGUUCGACUCGGAGCGAGAGUUUGCCGACAUUUAUGGCAUGUGGGUGAAGAUUCAAAAGCGGGAUCUUACCGAUGCCCUCAAGUGGGCAAAAAUGUACUCGCAGCAGCUUAGUGACCGCCACUCGCUAAUAGAAUUCCGGCUGCAUCGCAUGCGUUUCAUGCAGCUGGUCUCCUACGGCAUGGACUCACAGCGCGAGGCCAUUUGCUAUGCCCGGCUGAACUUCAAGAAGUUUGCCGUGCGCUACGAGCAUGAAAUUGCCAAUCUGAUGGCCAGCUUCAUCUAUCUCCCUAGUGGCCUGGAGAACUCACCCUACAAACACUUUCUGGGUCAGGAGAUGUGGACCGAGUUGUCGUUCAUAUUCCUCAAGGACGCCUGCCAACUACUUGGCAUCAGCAAGAACUCAGCCCUCUCCGUCGUAGUCAACGCCGGCUGCACGGCCCUGCCCGCCCUGCUCAACAUCAAGCAGGUAAUGCAGUCGCGCCAGGUGCUGGGCAUGUGGAAUGGCUGCGACGAGCUGCCGAUCGAGAUCGACCUGCAGCCCGAAUUCCGCUUCCACUCAAUAUUUGCCUGCCCCAUCCUGCGCCAGCAGACCUCCGAGGACAACCCGCCCAAAAAGCUGACUUGCGGUCAUGUCAUCUCAAAUGAUGCGCUGCACAAGCUCAGCAAUGGCCACAUACUGAAGUGCCCCUACUGCCCCGUGGAGCAGAAUGCCGAGGAGGCUGUCCGCAUCUACUUUUAAGCCACAUCAAUGUAUUCACCCUAUGAUUAUCACCGUCUGUUUGGCUAGAGGCUCAGGCAGUUCGAGGACUGGUGUUGGUUGGCCGGCUUUCCUUAACAAAAUCGCAAACAUUUUAAAAUAGCUGCUUAGAUUCAUGUUUAGACAAAUUCGCAGGGCGGAAUCGAACUUCCUGGGCCGUGUGUUGUGCGUGUGUCCCACAUCCUAACCGGCAAAUUAGAAUUAAUAUAUAUAUACUGUGUAUUUAAAGCAAA